GUUAUGAGGACGGCAGGAUGGAGUUCCCAGACCACAGCAGACAUUUACUCCAGUGUCUGAGCGAGCAGCGGCACCAGGGCUUCCUGUGUGACUCCACGGUGCUGGUGGGCGAUGCCCAGUUCCGGGCCCACCGCGCUGUGCUGGCCUCCUGCAGCAUGUACUUUCACCUCUUCUACAAGGACCAGCUGGACAAGAGAGACGUGGUGCACCUCAACAGCGACAUUGUCACAGCCCCGGCCUUUUCGCUGCUCCUGGAGUUCAUGUAUGAGGGCAAGCUGCAGUUCCAGGACCUUCCCGUAGAGGAUGUGCUGGCAGCGGCCAGCUACUUGCACAUGUAUGACAUUGUCAAGGUGUGUAAGAAACGUUUGAAGCAGAAGGCCACGACGGAGGCAGACAGCACGCGCAGAGAAGAAGAUGGCGGGUCCAGCUGCUCCGAUAAGGCUGAUAGUUUAUCAGAUGGUUCUACGGGCCGGCCCGCUACUGCCGACCUGCUGCACAGUGACGAAGAGGAGGAGGUGAAGGCCGAGGGAGGACCGCUGUGGCUGAGGCUGCCGUCAGCAGACAGACCAGGGACCCCAGCCAUGGCUACAACCAGCCCAGGGCGCGGCGAGGUGGAGAUGCAGAGUGGGGAAGGGCUUGGGGAGGGAGGGAAACUGCUCUCCCCAGCCGGCAGCCCCACCAGCUCCACCGGAUCCCUCUCACAGAGGUCCCACCGCUCCGUGAGUUCUCGCGGAGGACACAGGGGCAGGAGGGUGUCAAAUGAUGCGGCCGACUGCGUCCUGGAUCUGUCAGUCAAGCCGAUUGCCGGUAGCAACCACAGUAACCACCAUCAGUCCUACUUUAGCGGGGCAGCUACACCAGACAGCCUCCAAAGCCCAUUGGCUGUGAGGGUGAAGGUGGAGAGGGGCGUGGCUUCAGACGAGGAAGAGGAACUGGGAGGAGGGGACUACGACAUGGAGCACAGCGGCAUCACCAAGGCGACGGUUCCCAGCGCCAACGGGGGCCUGACCCACCACAGCGUCGGAGGGCCUCUGUCGGCCCAGCGGCGGCUCGGCCUGGAAGCGCACCUGUCGGCUCUGCGAGAGGCCUCUCUGGCCUCAGAGCUGGAGCGGGACGAGAAGCCUUCGGCCACAGCGGACGACGAGGACAUACUAGGGGGCGAAAAUGAGCGCGCCCAGGCAGAGGCGGCCAGCAUGGAUAGUUCCCUGCUACCCUACGUCUCUAACAUGCUGUCAGCUCAACACACCCAGAUCUUCAUGUGCCCGCUGUGUAACAAGGUUUUCCCCUCCCCGCACAUCCUCCAACUUCACCUCAGCUCCCACUUCAGGGAGCAGGAGGGCAUCCGCUCCAAGCCCGCUGGAGACGUCAACGUGCCCACCUGCACCAUCUGCAGCAAGACCUUCUCCUGCAUGUACACGCUGAAGCGCCACGAGCGGACACACUCCGGUGAGAAACCCUACACCUGCACCACCUGCGGCAAGAGCUUCCAGUACUCACACAACCUCAGCCGCCACGCAGUGGUGCACACGCGUGAGAAGCCGCACGCUUGCAAGUGGUGCGAAAGGCGCUUCACGCAGUCCGGGGACCUCUACCGACACAUUCGCAAGUUCCAUUGCGAACUGGUCAACUCGCUGUCAGUGAAGAGCGAACCGCUGGCACUGCCCAAUGUCAGGGACUGGGCGAUUGAGGACAGUUCCCAGGAACUGUGGAAGUAGAAACAGACUGCUGGGUUUGAUAAAGGGAAAGAGAGCGGAGAGUGAAAGAAGGGCAGAGAGGCAUGGGGAGGUGAAAGGGAGGUGGCAAAGUUUGAUAUUCGGGGUUCAAGUGAGUCAUGUUCUUGUGUGUCGCAAAAUCUCAUUCAAUUGCACUUUAAUAGCACAUGAAAAUGUUACUACUGAGUUUUUUUGUUGUUGCUGUUUGGGGUAAUUUUAUUUUAUUCUGAACUCUAUUUUUAUUUGGCAUAAGUUCUGUUCGGUGGUUUUAUUGCGUCUGAGGACGUGGGUCCCAGUGAGAAUGUCUCGCCUUUUUCAAGAGUUUCCACUCUGUUUCAUCUCAGACACAACACUCCGACGCUGGCCAGCGUAUCGGUCCCAGAUCCACAGACAGCAAAACACCACUGCAGGAGUUCAGGUCGAACACACUGAAGUGAAAAAGCAUUACAAUACACUAAACGGGUACUGUGAUCACCACAAGUCGAUACCACCACACACACACCGUUUGAAGAAGUGUGUGUGUGCGUGUGAUGUGUGCUGUGUGGGUUUGUGUGUGUGUGUGGUGGU
Molecule: messenger RNA, 2279 nt
Organism: Morone saxatilis (striped sea-bass)
Lineage: Eukaryota; Metazoa; Chordata; Actinopteri; Moronidae
Gene: zbtb18
Product: zinc finger and BTB domain containing 18
Biological process (GO): regulation of transcription by RNA polymerase II
Cellular component (GO): nucleus
Molecular function (GO): RNA polymerase II cis-regulatory region sequence-specific DNA binding; DNA-binding transcription factor activity, RNA polymerase II-specific; protein binding
Source: RefSeq, a predicted model, not a curated record